UUCACUUGUAUAGUUACAUACAGUACAGUUGUCGUAUAGUUACAUAUAAUCACAUAGCAAACGAAUAUUUAUAAUAUUGUUAAAUUUUAUUAGAUACAAUGAUACCGUCACUGUUAAACCCGUUAAAUCAUAUAAACAGGCUUGGAUAUUCGCUAGAGGAAAGCGUUUGCCAAGUGGUGCCAAAAAAGAUCAGCAUUUUGCACAUGUGUGACACAGUGCAUGAUGGCAUACUGACAUAUACCUGUCCCUCAAUUUACGCGGUAUUUUUUUAUGCGGUAGAUUUUAUGUACGAUCUUAAUCUACGCGGUCAGAAAAUAUAUUUUCCUAGAAGAUUUAAAAGUAACAAAUGUAUAUAGUAACUUAUUCGGCGAUGUUGAAACGCGUUAAUACUGUAUGAGAUAAAAAUAAAAGUACAUUAAGUUAUGAUAGUCAUCAUAUGUCUACUUACAUAAGAAAACAUCGAUAAAGUAAUAUUGUAUUUAAACAUUCAGACAUUAGAAUCAGUCGACUUUAACAACAGUAUAUUAUUCAGUACACAGAAUGUUUAACGAACAUUCAAUAACACAAAGAAAGAGAAGAUCUAUGACUUUGGAAAUGAAAAUGAAAAUUUUGGAUCAACUUGAAGAAGGAGAAAAACCCACAGUGAUUGCUAAGGCAUACGGGAUAAAUGAAUCCACUGUUCGAACAAUCAAUAAAAGGAAGACAAAUAUUAGGAGUAGCAUAGCCUGUGGAACCUUGUCAAGUUCACAAUAUUCAUCGUAUACAAGAAAUCCUGUAAUAGAAAAUAUGGAGAGAGCACUGAUGAUUUGGAUGGUUGACAACAUGCAAAAAAAGAUACCCAUGAAUAAUUCAAUGAUAAGAGAAAAAGCUGUGCAUUUUUUUAACAGGAUAAAAGAACUAGCUACAUCAAUUGAUAAAGUGGACACUUUUACUGCAAGUAAAGGAUGGUUUCGAAACUUUAAAAGAAGACAUUCAUUACAGAAACAUAAUGUGUUACUAGUAGAUCGUAAAUUAACCGAUAUUGACUUUAUACAUAUCACAUCUGAAACCCAACCUAAUGAUAAAUGCAACAGUGACUAUAAAGAAACAGAUUCAAUCACUGCAGAAAAUCUUUGUAAAGCUCUUGAAUUAGCCAAAAAAUUGGAAAGUGUUAUUAUAUACAAUGAUCCGAACAUUCAAAGGGUUUCAAAAUUUCGACAAGAUUUAAUAAAAUGUUGUAGUGAAUAUCAGCAAAUUUAUAAAAACUUAGUAAAAGAAAAGGUUGAGAACAAGUCAUCCAAAAAAAUUAACAAUAACAAUGAGAAUGAUGUUGAUUUUCCAAAUAUUUCAAGUGAUGAAAGUGAUAUGUUUGUGCCAAUUAAAAAGAAAAAGUUGAAUUACAGUAGUGAUAGUGACAUUAAAUAAAAUUUACUUUCUGAAACGUCAUUAUUUUUUUUUUUUUUUUUUUUUAAGCUAUUUGAAAUAAAUAUGUAUUUCUAAAGUUUAUAUGUACUAGCUUUUAUUUCUAAUAUUUUUCUUUUGUACUGAUUUCAUUUAUGCGAUUUUUAUUCGUGUAACACAAAUUCUACGUGGAACGGAUACUCUAUGUAAAUUGGACAAGUGUAUCAUACAUAUGUGUGUCAACACAUGUGCAUAGAUAGGUACACAUCACCACAGACGAAAUAUAGAAUAGAUAUGACAUUCAAUGCUUUUUCGCGUCCCAUGUUUUGGGAGUUACCUAAUCUCCCGUAUCAUUUUCGUAUCGCAUGCAACGUUAUCGAUUCAGUACAGUAGUGGUUUUAAUUGGAACCAAUGGAACUAAAUUUUCCUAUAAAAUUACAAAGAAGGUAUAGGAUAGCCUAUGCAAAAGUCCGAACGUUGAUACUCAAUUGAUACUCUGCGUUUUAUAUGACAUGUGUGACCCGUAGUGAAGAUAUCACGGCCAUCCAUGACCACGAUUCACGGUAGAAAUGAAAAGGAAUGUGGUAAAAUGAACAUAGGAGAAAUUCAGCCAAAAAUACGCUCCACAAAUUACUGCCGAACUAUACGCACAUUUCUUUCUCCUGUAUAUGGUGAGAGAAACGUGUGUGUGCACUUCUGGUCAUGGACGAAAUAAAUAUUUUCACCUUCUGUUCUGCACGUCCUCUCUCGCAUCCUCUUCAAAUUCCUACGAUUUUAGACAUGGAGAAACCAUUUAGCAGUUAAAAAGGUUUAUUACUUGUUAAUAGCACUGAUUAGCCGAUAGAUGGAACUGUCGUGUAAUUUUUGCCUGUUCAUAGCCAGUUUACAUUAUAUGCAUUUGUAUCUUAUAACAAUCGCAUCGUGUAGGAGCAAAACAAGAGGAGUAACAGUCGUUGUAUUUCUAAAUCGAAUAAUCAUUUAGUUUAGUUUAUUGAGGAAUUAGAGUAAUUGAAACUUGUUACUGUACAUUUUAUAAAUAUAAAGAUAUUGUGUAUAUACAAUUUUAUUUAUUUCACAAUACAGUACUUAAUUCUUGAUAUAACAAUCCCCUCAAAAAGGAAAUCAUGUCUACAAACGUGUCACAUACAGAAAAAGAAUUAGAUUUAAGUAAUGCUGGAAGAGGCGUGUGGCUUGUAAAAGUACCUAAA
Molecule: messenger RNA, 2588 nt
Organism: Bombus pascuorum
Lineage: Eukaryota; Metazoa; Arthropoda; Insecta; Hymenoptera; Apidae
Product: tigger transposable element-derived protein 1-like
Exons: 2
Coding region: 541-1404 (287 amino acids)
Cellular component (GO): nucleus
Molecular function (GO): DNA binding
Source: RefSeq, a predicted model, not a curated record